CCCAAUGUGGACUUCUCUACAUCAGGGAGACCGAACGUUAACUUAGGGAAUGGUUCACCGAGCAUCACAGCCGGGCCCAUAGUGGCUGAUCGGACCUCCCAGUCACCACCCACUUUAAUUCCCCUUCCCACUCCCUUUCUAACGUGACCAUCUUUGGCCUCCUCCAUUGCCAAAACAAACCACAGUGCAAAUCGGAGGGACAACUCCUCAUCUUCCAUGACUGCGGUGGAGGAGAGUGCCGGAAAGGGGUUCCGGGUGGUGGAGGAGGGAGGCGAGAAUGGGUUCCUGAAGGUGGAGGAAGAGGCAAGGAUGGGUUCCGGGUGGUGGAGGAGAGGGGUGAGGAUGGGUUCCUGGUGGUGGAGGAGAGAGGCAAGGAUGGGCUCCGGGUGGUGGAGGAGGGAGGCGUUCAUGGCUUUAUGUUUCUGACGUCCCUUUGUUUGUUACAGUUUCAGGAUUGUCACAUCGAAACAGAAAAUUAUGAUGGGUUCCUCGUGGUGGAGGAGAGGGGUGAGGAUGGGUUCCUGGUGGUGGAGGAGGGAGCCGAGGAUGGGUUCCGGGUGGUGGAGGAGGGAGGCGAGGAUGGGUUCCAGGUGGUGGAGGGGAGAGGCAAGAAUGGGUUCCUGGUGGUGGAGGAGGGAGGCAAGAAUGGGUUCCUGGAGGUGGAGGGAGCCGAGGAUGGGUUCCGGGUGGUGGAGGAGGGAGGCGAGGAUGGGUACCAGGUGGUGGAGGGGGGAGGCAAGAAUGGAUUCCUGGUGGUGGAGGAGGGAGCCGAGGAUGGGUCCCGGGUGGUAGAGGAGAGGGGCGACGAGGGGUUCGAGGUGGUGGAGGAGGGAGGCGAGGAUGGGUUCCUGGUGGUGGAAGAGGGAGCCAAAAAUGGGUUCUGGGUGGUGGAAGAGAGGGGCGAGGAUGGGUUCCUGGUGGUGGAAGAGGGAGCCAAGGAUGGGUUCCGGGUGGUGGAAGAGAGGAGCGAGGAUGGGAUCUGGGUGGUGAAGGAGGGAGGCGAGGAUGGGUUGCUGGUGGUGGAGGAGGGGGGCAACGAUGGGUUCCUGGUGCUGGAGGAGGGGGGCGACGAUGGGUUCCUGGUGGUAGAGGAGAGAGGUGAGGAUGGGUUCCUGGUGAUGGAGAAGAGAGGCGAGGAUGGGUUCCUGGUGCUGGAGAAGUGGGUGCGAGGACGAGUUCCUGGUGCUGGAGGAGGGGGGUGGGGCGAGGAUGGGUUCCUGGUGAUGGAGGAGGGGUGUCGAGGAUGGGUUCCUGGUGCUGGAGGAGGGGGGCAAGUUUGGGCCCAGUGCCCGCUAAAGGACCAGGCAACUUCAGCAGUGGCUGCAUUGCUGACAGUGGCCCAGCGCAAACUCAUGGCAGAGGCGUGAUUGGUAGCGGCAAGAUGAUGACGAGCGUUGCAGUGAGGUGAAAUGAUGCUGGCCGACUGCCCCCUGCUGCUGUUAGUCUCUGUGUCAUAUUGGAAAGGCCUGGAUUCAGGGCCAUAGCCAAACUCUUAAGAAGAAUUAUAAUGUUGAACUUCUAACUUAUUUCUUUAUUUUCUAUUUUAUACCUAAGAUAUUGAAUCUCAGGAGAAAGUGAGGACUGC
Molecule: messenger RNA, 1585 nt
Organism: Chiloscyllium plagiosum (whitespotted bambooshark)
Lineage: Eukaryota; Metazoa; Chordata; Chondrichthyes; Orectolobiformes; Hemiscylliidae
Source: RefSeq, a predicted model, not a curated record